AUGUCGGCCGAACCUGCUCCUGUCCCCAACAGCCCCGGGGUGUUUCCGGUCCAAAUUCCCCCCUCUGGGCCAAGCUCGAUCUGGGACCGGAUAUCGAAUUGGGCGGCUGAGCAUAGGGGCGUGGUGUAUACGGUUGCGGGGUUGACGCUGGUGGUGACGGCUGGAGGCGUGGUGUACUAUCUCACAGACUCGAGGAAAGAUUCUUCGGCACCGGGGCCCGCUACACCGAGCAAGCGGAAGAAUCGGCGGGAUCGCAAGAAGCGGUCGAAGGAGGCUGAAAAGGAAGCUUCGAAGGAGGAGGCAGGAGUAGAGCCGAAGAAAGCUUCAGUGGCAGCGGCAGUGGCAGAAGACGAGCUGCCUCAAGUUGAUGAGACUACCGUGUCGACGCUGUCAGAAGAGGAGCGGAAAGAAUAUGCGGCCAAGUUGAAGGCAGCCGGGAACAAGGCCUACGGAUCAAAAGACUACAACCACGCGAUUGAGCUCUACGGGAAAGCAAUUGUUUGUCGGCAAGACCCUGUCUUCUACUCGAAUCGGGCGGCCUGCUGGAAUGCCAUGUCGAAUUGGGACAAGGUCAUUGAGGAUACGACUGCAGCUAUUAAUCUAGACAAUGAAUACGUCAAGGCGCUGAACCGACGGGCAAAUGCAUACGAACAGGUGGAGCGCAAUAGCGAGGCGCUUCUGGACUACACAGCGAGCUGCAUCAUUGACGGGUUCCGGAAUGAGAACAGUGCACAGAGCGUCGAGCGCCUACUGAAAAAGGUUGCCGAGGCAAAAGGCAAGGCCAUCUUAGCGUCGAAGGAGAAGAAGCUGCCGAGCCCGACCUUUGUCACAAACUAUCUCCAGAGUUUCCGACCGAAACCUCCACCCUACGGUCUCGACGACGAUGCGGAGCUAGACGAGGAGAGCGGGAAGGGCCAGUUAAGGAAAGGCUUGUAUGCGAUGAACACCAAGACGGCUGAGGGCUACACGGAAGCUGCGGUGGCUUUUGACAAGGCCCUGGAACUAGGCGACCUCGGAGAGCAUGAGGCCUUCGCGUACAACCUGCGCGGAACCUUCAAAUACCUCCAGGGAGACAGCGACGACGCUCUCAAGGACAUGGACAAGAGUAUAGAGCUCGACCCGUCGCUAACCCAGAGCUUCAUCAAGCGCGCCAGCAUGCAUCUGGAACUCGCCAACCCCGAUGCCGCAGAAGCCGACUUUGCAUCCGCCCUCUCCUCCAACAAAGAUGACCCCGACAUCUACUACCACCGGGCCCAACUCCACUUCAUCAAGGCCGAAUUCGGAGAAGCCGCCAAAGACUACCAAAAAUCUAUCGACCUUGACAAAGACUUUAUAUUCUCGCACAUCCAGCUUGGAGUCACACAAUACAAGAUGGGCUCCAUUGCAUCCUCAAUGGCGACGUUCCGCCGCUGUAUGAAGAACUUCGACAAAGUCCCCGAUGUGUAUAAUUAUUACGGGGAGUUGCUGUUGGAUCAGCAGAAGUACCAGGAAGCGAUUGAGAAGUUCGAUACGGCGGUGGAUAUGGAGAAGAGUGCGAAACCGAUGGGGAUGAAUGUGUUGCCAUUGAUUAAUAAGGCGUUGGCUCUUUUCCAGUGGAAGAAUGAUUUCGGGGAGGCGGAGAAGUUGUGUCAGAAGGCACUGAUUAUUGACCCCGAAUGCGAUAUUGCCGUCGCCACAAUGGCCCAACUCCUCCUCCAACAAGGCAAGGUUACAGAAGCGCUCAAGUACUUUGAACGUGCGGCCGAGCUGUCGAGAACGGAGGGUGAGAUUGUUAAUGCGCUUUCUUAUGCUGAAGCUACGAGGACGCAAUUAGAGGUGCAAGAAAAAUACCCAAAACUCGCAUCGAGAUUGGGAGCGAUGGGUGCGGGCUUUGGCGCUGGGAUGCGGUAA
Molecule: messenger RNA, 1890 nt
Organism: Lindgomyces ingoldianus
Lineage: Eukaryota; Fungi; Ascomycota; Dothideomycetes; Pleosporales; Lindgomycetaceae
Product: mitochondrial precursor protein
Exons: 5
Coding region: 1-1890 (629 amino acids)
Biological process (GO): intracellular protein transport
Cellular component (GO): mitochondrial outer membrane
Molecular function (GO): protein-transporting ATPase activity; protein binding
Source: RefSeq, a predicted model, not a curated record